This is a messenger RNA of Eutrema salsugineum, 1758 nucleotides long. RefSeq names its product sugar transporter ERD6-like 3. The coding region runs from base 120 to 1535 and encodes 471 amino acids. Gene Ontology annotation, cellular component: membrane. NCBI's taxonomy places the organism in Eukaryota, Viridiplantae, Streptophyta, Magnoliopsida, Brassicales, Brassicaceae. The transcript has 17 exons. Gene Ontology annotation, biological process: carbohydrate transport; transmembrane transport. Gene Ontology annotation, molecular function: sugar transmembrane transporter activity. The record is from RefSeq and is a predicted model, not a curated record.
CAGUCUUCAAACCGAAGCCAAAAACCCGAUCAAAAACAUAUUCGCAAAACACUCCAAACAAACAAAAAAAAACCCUUUUUAACAGGAAAGUAUUUUCCAAAAAUUUGGACAUAAGAAAGAUGACCAUGUCGUCGGAGAACCAAAGAAAUCUAGAAGCUGGGUUGUUACUGAACAAGAACCGAAACGACAUCAACGAGUGUCGUAUCACUGCCGUUGUGCUCUUCAGUACUUUCGUCUCUGUUUGUGGCUCUUUCUGCUUCGGUUGUGCGGCAGGCUAUUCAUCAGUUGCUCAAUCAGGGAUCGUAACAGAUUUAGGCCUCUCUGUUGCACAAUACUCGAUGUUUGGAUCAAUCAUGACUUUCGGAGGGAUGAUUGGUGCCAUCUUCAGCGGGAAAGUCGCAGAUCUCAUUGGUCGAAAAGGGACAAUGUGGUUUGCUCAAAUUUUCUGCAUUGCCGGUUGGCUUGCAAUAGCAUUAGCUAAAGACACGAUAUGGUUGAAUGCUGGAAGACUAUCCACUGGAUUUGCUGUUGGUUUAUUCAGCUACGUGAUACCAGUUUAUAUCGCAGAAAUAACACCAAAACAUGUUCGAGGAGCAUUUGUAUUUGCUAAUCAGCUGAUGCAGAGUUGUGGGUUGUCUUUAUACUACGUUAUUGGAAAUUUUGUUCAUUGGCGUAAUUUGGCUUUAAUCGGUCUCAUUCCAUGUGCUUUGCAAGUUGUGACUUUGUUCUUCAUUCCAGAGUCCCCUAGAUUGCUGGGAAAAUGGGGACGCGAAAAAGAAUGUAGAGCUUCAUUACAGCUUCUACGUGGAGAUGAAGCUGAUGUCUCUGAGGAAGCCGACACUAUCAAAGAAACCAUGGUGUUGUUUGAUCAAGGACCAAAAUCCAGAGUUAUGGAUUUGUUUCAGAGAAGAUAUGCUCCAUCUCUUGUUAUUGGUGUUGGGCUAAUGCUUCUUCAACAGCUCUCUGGAAGCUCAGGGAUUAUGUUCUAUGUCGGUAGUGUAUUUGAUAAAGGAGGAUUUCCAAGCAACAUUGGCUCAAUGAUUCUUGCAGUAAUCAUGAUACCAAAAGCUCUAUUGGGUCUGAUUUUGGUUGAGAAAAUGGGAAGAAGGCCGCUCCUUUUGGCUUCUACUGGUGGGAUGAGCUUUUUCAGCUUGCUCCUUGCUUUUUCCUUCAGCUCUCGGUCAUAUGGCAUGCUCGAUGAGCUCACUCCGAUUUUUACAUGUAUCGGUGUAGUGGGUUUCAUCUCUGCAUUUGCCAUAGGCAUGGGAGGUUUACCAUGGAUCAUCAUGUCUGAGAUUUUCCCAAUGAAUGUUAAAGUUUCAGCUGGGACUCUGGUUACCUUAGCCAACUGGUCCUUUAGUUGGAUUGUAGCAUUCGCCUACAACUUCAUGAUAGAAUGGAACGCAUCUGGAACGUUCUUGAUCUUCUUCAGUAUAUGCGCUGCGGGUUUAAUCUUUAUUUAUGCGAUGGUACCCGAAACUAAAGGAAGAACUCUUGAAGAUAUACAAGCUUCUCUUACAGAUUUUCUACAGUGAGACUGGGAAACUACAUGUUAAUAGUUAUUCUUUUCUUUUUUUGGAUUUAAGUGGAGGAGGAUAUAGUUUUUUUUGUUGUUAUAAUUGUUUCCUCAUUUUAUACAGUAGAGAGAAGGGAUCACUUUUAGGAAAAAAAUGUUUAGACCUCUCUAUCUCUCUCUCUUUGUCUGUUACUCAGCUACUCCCACUUAUGUAUAGUAUAGUGCCACUUUACGCAAAAAAA